Molecule: messenger RNA, 672 nt
Organism: Aspergillus melleus
Lineage: Eukaryota; Fungi; Ascomycota; Eurotiomycetes; Eurotiales; Aspergillaceae
Product: sugar O-acetyltransferase
Exons: 3
Coding region: 1-672 (223 amino acids)
Molecular function (GO): acetyltransferase activity
Source: RefSeq, a predicted model, not a curated record
AUGACAUCGUCCAAGGAAUGGCAGAAAAUGCUGAACGGCGAGCUCUACUGGCCUUGGGAUGACGACCUUCAAGCCAACCGCGAUCGAUGCCGAGAGGCAUGCAAACGCUUCAACGAGGCAGGGCCGGUGACCCGGCGCCGGAGGGUCGAACUAUGGCGGGACAUUGUCGGUGACACGCGCCCUCUGCCACCAAUUCACUCCGACCCGAAAGAAGAUGCGAAACUUUUUGACGCAACGGACCCUGCCGUGGAUCCUCCGAUCUCCGUGGACCACGGCCUGAACUUCAAGGUCGGCAAGGGCACCUUUUUGAAUUCCAACAUGUUGGUCCUGGAUACCUGCCUGAUUACCAUCGGGGAGAGGUCGUUGUUUGGCCCGAAUGUGUCUCUUUACGGUGCAACGCACCCUCUGGAUCCGGCGGUGCGCCAAGGUCUCGAGGGUCCGGAAGCAGGCAAGGAGAUUCAUAUUGGUGAUGACGUGUGGAUUGGCGGGAGUGUGAUUAUCCUCGCUGGCGUGACGAUCGGGCGAGGAUGUACUAUCGGCGCUGGAUCAGUUGUCACCAGGAGUGUUCCUCCAUUCCAUUUCGCUGCCGGGAACCCUGCGCGCGUUAUUCGGCGCAUCGAGACGACCAUGGACCCGGACCAAGCUGUCAAGAAUGAAGGAAAAUCGGGGUAA